Amyelois transitella is the source of this 654-nucleotide messenger RNA. RefSeq names its product glycolipid transfer protein-like. Lineage: Eukaryota; Metazoa; Arthropoda; Insecta; Lepidoptera; Pyralidae. Gene Ontology annotation, cellular component: cytosol; membrane; cytoplasm. The coding region runs from base 11 to 604 and encodes 197 amino acids. Gene Ontology annotation, biological process: intermembrane lipid transfer; ceramide transport. The record is from RefSeq and is a predicted model, not a curated record. The transcript has a single exon. Gene Ontology annotation, molecular function: ceramide 1-phosphate binding; ceramide 1-phosphate transfer activity.
GCUUGAACCAAUGUUUUAUGAAAAUAUGACACCAUUUCCACCCGUUAUCAAUGGAAGAAUAAAUAUAGUGCAAUUCAUAGAAGCAGCAUCAGAUUUAGUGGCAUUAGUUGACCGUAUUGGAAAAGUAUUCGCGCCCGUGAAAUAUGAUAUGCAAGGAAACAUUGAUAAAAUAAAGAAAUGUUACAAAUUUGAUGACACAUCUUGUUUACUAGAGUUGAUGCUUGAAGAAGUAAGAAAUGGAAAACAUACAGCAGCUGAAGGGAUACUUUGGUUGAAUAGGGCAUUAUAUUAUUUUGAACUAGUACUACAAGAAGUUGUAAGACAUUUGAAAUCAAAUAACUAUGAUGUCAACAUGGACAAAAUAUUUAAUAUAGCUUAUGAAGGAUCUCUCAAGAAGUACCAUAACUGGAUUACGCAACAAAUAUUUGCUGUCAUUUGUAAGAUGUCUCCUACACUUCCACAACUGAUGAAAUCAUUAGAUGUUGGUGAUGAUAUUAAACCAUUUGAAACUAAAAUAAAUAAUUUUAUAGUAACUAUUCAUUUGGUCAGAUGUAAAAUUGAUGAUUUUUUUAAGGAUAAUGACAUAUUUACUAAACCCAAAUAACAGUAAUAAUUCAUAUUAAUUAAAAUUAAACAAUGAUGUAAGUUCUAACU